Ylistrum balloti is the source of this 3426-nucleotide messenger RNA. Its product is annotated as electrogenic sodium bicarbonate cotransporter 1-like. The transcript is spliced from 22 exons. The coding region runs from base 1 to 3426 and encodes 1141 amino acids. Gene Ontology annotation, biological process: monoatomic anion transport; transmembrane transport; bicarbonate transport. NCBI's taxonomy places the organism in Eukaryota, Metazoa, Mollusca, Bivalvia, Pectinida, Pectinidae. Gene Ontology annotation, molecular function: sodium:bicarbonate symporter activity; monoatomic anion transmembrane transporter activity; solute:inorganic anion antiporter activity. The record is from RefSeq and is a predicted model, not a curated record. Gene Ontology annotation, cellular component: plasma membrane.
AUGUCGAGCUCUGAUCUCGUGACGCAAGGUGGCACGGUCGUGCGUGACCAGGGAAUUGGACGGCAGUUUAGCGAUGAUAGCUACAGUGAUAGUCAUCACAUGGACAGUACCUACAUCGGUCUGCGCCUACCAAGUCGUCCUCACAGGCCGGGAAAGCACCAUCACAAACACCGCGGCAAGACCAGCGCAUCCUACACUGUCAACCAUGUAGACGCCGCUCCUCCCACUGCUGUUGAGAACUUUCUCGCUUCCAUGUCGCCCAGCGAAAAGAUUCAACAUCUGAUUGGCGAGAUAGACGAGGAAACUCACAAUAUUUUCUGUCAGUUAGACACACUACAACGUGUAGGUGUGGAGUACCAGUGGAGGGAAGCGGCCAGAUGGGUGAAAUACGAAGAGGAUGUAGAGGAGGGCGGUUCAAGAUGGUCCAAGCCCCACGUUGCUUCGCUAUCUCUUCAUUCCCUUUUCGAGCUGAGGUCCUCUCUCCUACAGGGCGCUGUCAUGCUCUCAAUGGAUGCCUACCAUAUUGGUCAAAUCGCAGACAUGAUCCUCGACUCCCUGAUCAACAAUAAACAGUUAGAGGAACGUCUACGAGACCCAAUCAGGGCGGCCAUUGUGUCCUUGCAUUGGAACCAGCACCAGAAGCGUAGACGCAGUGUGAUGCCUGGCGAUGACGAUCCGAGCAAGGGCGGUUUCAAGAGACGUUCCAUGAAGAGGACUUUCUCCGAAAUUGGUCGUUCUUUCUCCGUUAAGGGUAGAGAGAACAGUUCGGGCCACCUUUCCCACCGUUCGGGUGCAAAUCUCCGUAGCAACCCAAACAGCAUUCCAAAUAUGGAGAAUAUGGGUGAUCUGCCAGAUUCCGCCUCCUCUACAAAGUUAAAUGUGGACUUCAUGAGGAAGAUCCCAGAAGGGGCCGAGGCUGCUAACAUCAUGGUCGGCGAGAUGGACUGCCUCAAAUACCAGGUGACGGCGUUCGUCCGUCUAACUGAAGGACGACAUGUUGGUGACAUGACGGAGGUACCAAUCCCCACGCGCUUCAUCUUUAUCUUGCUUGGUCCCACCGGGAGCUACUCCAAAAACUUCGAAAUGGGUCGGUCUAUAUCUACCAUCCUUGUCGACGAGGUAUUCCGGGAAGUGGCUUAUAAAGCGAGAAACCGACAGGAUCUAUUAUCCGGAAUAGACGAGUUCCUCGACCAGGUAACAGUGCUACCGCCUGGCGAAUGGGACCCAAAGAUUCGUAUUGAACCACCUGACAGUGUACCAUCACAGGAAGGAAGAAAGGUCGCCAAAGUACCAACCACUGUUUCCGUCCCAACCGAGAACGGAGCACCUGUGACUCCAGCUGGCGGUCCCCCAGAGGAGGAGGAGGAAGAAUCACACUGUGACCCUACCCUCCAGCGGACUGGCAGAUUAUUCGGAGGAAUGAUAGCAGAUAUAAAGAGAAAGUUACCGUUCUACUGGAGCGACUUCAAGGACUGUAUGCAUAUACAGUGUGUUGCCUCUGUCAUCUACCUUUUCCUCGCCACCCUCACACCAAACGUCACCUUUGGUGGUCUUCUCGGCCAAGCCACAGAACAGUACAUGGGUACGAUGGAGUGUAUUUUAACGGCAUCUCUGACAGGAAUCCUGUUUGCCUUAUUCGCCGGCCAGCCGUUGAAUAUUCUCGGCAGUACCGGACCAAUGUUGGUGCUAGAAAUGAUUCUCUUUAAUGUUUGUAAGGACCAAGACCUGGUGUACAUGCCUUUCCGAUGUUGGGUAGGCAUAUGGACGGCAGUAUAUUGUGUGCUGAUCGUGGCCUUUGACCUCAGCGCUCUCGUUAGAUAUAUAACGCGGUUUACAGAGGAAAGUUUCGCCUGCCUCAUUGCUCUCAUUUUCAUCUACGAAGCUUUUAAGAAGGAAUUGGGUAUCCUCAAGAAUUAUCCUUUGAAUCCGCAUCACUAUAGCGACGUCUGCGAUUGUGUAAACCCAUUCCCCAACAAUACCUUCAUAAACGGGACCGACUUCAACGCUACCUACACUGGGUAUAACAUGUACUCGAUUGGGUCCACCGGAAACUCCACCAAUAUGACAAUGGACUGGAGCUCAUUCAACAAAACCACAUGUGAAAUGUUCAACGGAACUUUGGUUGGAGAGGGAUGUAUGGAACAUGCUGAAUACAAACCAAAUGUCUUCUUCCUUUCUGUUCUCCUUUUCCUCGGAACAUACGUCAUCGCUUCUUCUCUUACUGACAUGAAGACCAGUCGUUUCUUUCCUACUUCUGUCCGCCAACUCUUCAGUGACUUUGCUGUUCUCACCUCCAUCAUUGUCAUGGUGGCGGUAGAUAUGCUGAUCGGUGUACCAACUCCCAAACUUGAAGUCCCUUCGGAAUUUACUACCAGCAGACCUGGCCGAGGUUGGGUUGUCAGUCCGUUCCAUCCUAACAACCCCUGGUGGUUGGCUUUAGCUGCGGCUGUCCCUGCUGCUCUGGCAGUGAUCCUUGUGUUCAUGGAUCAGCAAAUCACAGCAGUCAUCGUCAACAGGAAAGAAAAUAAACUAAAGAAAGGAAGUGGGUACCAUUUGGAUAUGAUGGUUGUAGCUAUUUGUAUUCUCGCUUGCUCCUUCCUCGGUCUUCCAUGGUAUGUCGCUGCCACUGUUUCGGCUCUGGCCCAUGUUAUGAGUCUGAAAAAAGAGUCUGAAUGCACUGCUCCAGGAGAAAGACCCGCUUUCCUUGGCGUUCGUGAGCAGAGAGUAACAGCUUUGAUGGUUGGAAUUCUCAGUGGAUUGGCCGUAUUUCUAACAAAAAUUCUUGGUGUAAUUCCUAUGCCUGUACUCUAUGGAGUCUUCUUGUACAUGGGAGUUGCUGCUCUCAAAGGAAUGCAGUUGGUGGACAGAAUUGCGCUCAUCUUCAUGCCUUCAAAAUACCAGCCAGACCGACUGUACCUUCGUCACGUCAGGAUCAAGCGCGUUCACCUGUUUACAUUCAUCCAAAUCCUCUGCUUGGCCGUUCUUUGGGUCAUCAAACAAGUCAAAUCUAUUUCAAUUGUGUUCCCUAUAAUGGUUGCCGGCACGUGUUUUGUGAGGAUGGCCAUGGGAAAGAUAUUUACACAACACGAGCUGAAAUGGCUUGACGAUCUCAUGCCAGAAGAUAAGGCAAGGGCGAAAGAGGACAAGAAUAAAAAUGCUGAGACUGCAGGCUUACUGGAGGAUGAAUAUGAAAAACCUAAAGGAAACUUCGAUGAACGUGUUAAUAUCUCCGAGGAAAUGAGCAAAACGUCAAUCUGGUUACAAGUACGACGUGACUCAUGUCGCCACGACACCGAAGACCUUGGAAUGCGUGUGAACAAAAGAAGGAAGGAUAGGAAAAACCAGGAGUUAAGCGAAAAAGAAGAAAAAGCAGCUUUUUACUUUGGAGAUGAGGAAGAAAACAAACUUAAAGAAUUACCAGAAUAA